CCCAAGAACCAAUUUAAUUUUAUCAAACAAUUAUAAUUCGUCAAUAGUAAUACUAACCAUAUUAUUGUCUAGACAUUUUAAAAUACUAAAUUUAACCUACGUGUCACCGAAAUACUAUAUUAUACAAAAUAGAACUAGUUCGAAUAUAUUCAGCAACUAAACUCCUCGAAGCACACCUCGCCUUACUGGUAUUUCUAACUUAAUCGUAUGCGCAUACGUAGCGUCUUAUUUUACGAUCAUAAAACCGAUAGUAAAAAUAGCGAAUCAGCUCACCACAUCACAACUCGAUUUGGUAGUUGCCUGAACGAUGACAUCCUUCGGCUGAAGUCCUUGAUCGAACAUCUGGCGAGCGUGACCGACGAGAUAAGGCUAAGGCGAAGCUUGACGACGAGAUCGUGUUUGAAGCGAGCUGGUGAGGUGGAGUUUGAGCAGAGGAUGACGAGUUCGACGACUCGACGGUAAACGCGAGCACGCACGAAACCCGACGACAAGGACCUAGGAUGUGCGACACACGUCACGCAAUCAGCCUGUUGUGCGACCGAGCGAUGACGACGAACAAAGAGCUUCGCGACGGCGCCAAGAUUGGAGGCAGAAAAGACGGCCAGGACGGAGCACAGAUCGACGCCACAGAAACGAAAACCGGGCGCAGGGACGCGCACCAUUUCUCUGGGCGCGACGGUGGCCUGGGCCAAAACCGUCCAUGGCCAGGAGGCAUGCACAGCCACCAUGGCCGGCCAAGCGAGCAGAAAACCGCGGCGCCGGAGGAGCAAGGCGAGCAGGGAGAUCCGGGCUGGGGAAAAAUGGAGGCUGGGCCGACUCUGCAGGGGCAAACACGCCGAACAGAGGGCCAAGCCGAGCUGGGGCAGACAACCAUGGGAGGUCAGGGGCGAGCGCCAGGUGAGUGCAGGGAGCUUCGACGCCUGGACGCACAGGGAAAAGAACCAGGGAGCUUGGACCAGGAAGUGGCGCUGGUCAUAAAUGGAGGGGAUCCAGUGAGGGGGCGCCUGGGCAGAGGGAGUUAACGCACGCGCAGGCGAGCCAGGAAGCAGGCGCGCCAGAGCUGGGACCAGGGGCUACGGCGACGAGCGAGCAGAGCAUAUGGGUGCGCGCCAUAGAAACAAGCAGGGGAAGCAGAGAAGGGAGCGGGCGCCGCAGGGAAGGAGCUGGGGACUGGCACACGGCUGGAAGAGGCUCCAGCCAUGGGGAAAACAAGGGGCCGGGGAGGAAGCUGUAGGGGGAAUUGUAGAAGAUCCACCACCGGGAGCAAAGGAGAUGGGCGUCCGAGCCGGAGCAUUUGAAGCAGACGCCCAAGGUGGAAGAUAAGGCUGAAGCUCUGCUGGACGCAGGGGAGAUGGACACCGCGGCUGGAGAAGAUAAGACGCGCGCGAGCAGGAAAAAAAUCACGGCAGAAAAAUCUACAGCGAGCGACGAGGAUAGAGAUUGGCUGUGGGAUAUUUUCCCUGGUGAAAAGUCCAAGCACGUUGAGGAUCAGACCAAGGGAAGGCGUUGGAAAAAUGCAGCUGGUGGAGACCGUGGCGAGGAGAAGCC
Zea mays is the source of this 1548-nucleotide messenger RNA. RefSeq lists its product as uncharacterized. Bases 501 to 1022 code for a protein of 173 amino acids. The transcript has a single exon. Lineage: Eukaryota; Viridiplantae; Streptophyta; Magnoliopsida; Poales; Poaceae. The record is from RefSeq and is marked validated.